AUGGACCCGUCAGUCGACACGGGCAAUGAAGAGGGCAUCAACGAGGUCCCCAACGCCGUCACCACCUCGUCCCUCGAGGCCCAAACCUACGGCACCCGCAUCCCGCCAGAGCUCUUCCCCGACGGCGCACCAGGAGAGCCAGCAGCCGCCAACCACGUCCCGGGCAACGACGAGGCCGACACGGUCCGCGCAGGGCCCCUCGCCGCAAACGGCCUCGCCCACGACCCGCAACCGCACGACGACGCCCUCCCCGUCCCGCCUCAACAGUUCCAGGACGCCGCAAAGGACGCCGAGGAGGCCGCUCAAGACGCCGUCACCAAGGCCCCGACCGACGACGAGGACGACGACAUGGGCGACGACCUCUUUGGCGAGGGCGCCGACGACGACGACGACGACGAGGACAUGCACGCCGAGCCAGCCGCGCCUCAAGCCCCGCAAGCCGACCGCUCGCCCGCCGACGACCUCACGGCCGAGGAGCGCCAGAUCCGCGCCGACCUCGAGUACAACGAGCGGCCCUACGACGGCGGCGACGCCGACGACGCCGACGACCAAGCCGCCGCCGCCCAGAUGGUCCAGCACGAGGAGGUGAUCGCCCAGAUCCCGCUCGCCAACUUUAGCGUGCCGGCCGGCAACAAGGUGUGGCACGCGCGCAUGCCCCACUUCCUCCAGGUCGCGACGACCGCGUUCGACGAGGAGACGUGGGAGCCCGAGGACGCGGCGCUCGGUGCGGGCUCGACCCAGCAGGACAGCCAGGACGGCCCCGGCGGCGGCGACGACGUCAAGCCCCGCACGGUCCCGGACGAGAACGUGCUCCGGUGGCGGUGGACCAAGGACGAGCUCGGCCAGGUCAUCAAGCAGGCGAACGCGCGCGUCGUGCGCUGGUCGGACGGUACCCUGUCGCUCCAGCUCGGCUCCGAGAUGUUCGACAUGACGCUCGCGCUCGACGACUCGGCGACGCUCACGGCGUCGGGCGCCGCCUCGGCCGCGGCCCAGACGACGGGCGGCGUCAACCCGCAGACGUCGGGCCUCGUCGCGUCGGCGUUCGACCUCGCGCGCGGUCACGGCCUGACGUACCUCUCGGCGCGGCACGCCUACGCCUCGUCGCCCCUGAGCGAGACCCAGGCGUCGGUCCACGGCACCAUGUCGUUCCGGCCCGCGACGCUCGCGAGCCAGACGCACCGGCGCCUCGCGGGCAGCAUCGCCGGGCGGUACGCCAACCAGGGCCGGCGGGGCCUCCAGAAGGCCGACAUGCCGACGAUGGACCCGGAGAAGAUGCGGCAGCAGCGGGAGCGCGCCGAGGUCGACAAGCAGAAGAAGGCGCGGCGCGAGGCGGCCAAGGCGGCGGGGCGCAGCGGUGGGCGCAGCGGGGGCCGCAAGGGCGGCAAGAAGGCGACGACGAUCGAGGGCCUCGACUCGGAGAGCGGCGGCGACGAGGACGACGAGGACGACGAAGGGACCGGGUACAGCGGGUACCGGCGCUCGCAGCCCAAGCGGGGCAAGGGCGGCCCGCUCAACCGCGACUACGAGGACGAGGACGACGAUGGCUUCCUGGUCCAGAGCGGCGACGAGGACAUGGAGGACGGCGAAAACGACCGCGAGGAGCUCGAGGAGGCCGACGCCGCCGUCGAGCGCGACGCUCGCCGCCGCAAGGACCGCCAGAAGCAGAAGCAGAAGCGGCGCGACUACGAGUCGGACUCGGACGACGACGACGAGGGCGGUGCGGCGGCAGAGGAGACGCAGGCGGCACCACGGCGCAGGCUCGUCGUCGAGUCGGACGAGGAGUGA
This is a messenger RNA of Rhodotorula graminis WP1, 1785 nucleotides long. RefSeq lists its product as uncharacterized. The transcript is spliced from 4 exons. Lineage: Eukaryota; Fungi; Basidiomycota; Microbotryomycetes; Sporidiobolales; Sporidiobolaceae. The record is from RefSeq and is a predicted model, not a curated record. The coding region runs from base 1 to 1785 and encodes 594 amino acids. Gene Ontology annotation, molecular function: RNA polymerase II C-terminal domain phosphoserine binding. Gene Ontology annotation, cellular component: nucleus; Cdc73/Paf1 complex. Gene Ontology annotation, biological process: transcription elongation by RNA polymerase II; positive regulation of transcription elongation by RNA polymerase II.